Molecule: messenger RNA, 803 nt
Organism: Pyrenophora tritici-repentis Pt-1C-BFP
Lineage: Eukaryota; Fungi; Ascomycota; Dothideomycetes; Pleosporales; Pleosporaceae
Product: Protamine-P1 multi-domain protein
Source: RefSeq, a predicted model, not a curated record
AUGGGUUUCACCAAGAACAUUCUCUUCGCCGGCGCCUUCGCCCUCUGCGCUUUCGCUGCACCUGUUCCAGACUGUGACGAGACCCCAAACGCCGAAGUCACGGGCUCGUUGACUGCAGACAACCUCAUCGCCAUCGCACCCGCAACCGCAUCGUGCAGCGGCGCAAGCUUCCCCGAUGAAUGCGCCACCGCAUCUCAAGCUGCAACCGCGCUGAACAAGGCAUUUUCCACCUACAAGAUUACUUCAAAGGGCGAAAAAGCUGCCAUCAUUGCCUACGAGAUCUUCGAGAGCGGUGAUUUCAAGUACAAGAAGAACCACUUCCCAGGUCGCCCCGGCCAGGGCACAAGGAUGAUGGCUAUGCCAGAUUACGUCGAGCAAUACGCCACCAGUGUCGCAGGUCCAGCCGCAGUCGCACAGGCCAAAGCCGCAGGCGGAGAUGCUGGCAAAGUCGCUAUUCUCGAUCUUGUCAACGGCGACGAUGAGAAGAGCUUUGGUAGCGCUGCUUGGUUCGUGAGCAAUGUUUGCAGUGCUGGUGUUCGAGCUGGCCUUGCGGCUGGCACCCUGGAUGGCUGGCACCAGUUUUUGAGCGCCUGCGUCAAUACUCCUUCUGAUCCUACACGCGAUCCUGCCUGGAAAGCUGCUAUUGCUACUAUCCAGUAAGCGUUGUAGUUUGUGCGUGGUUUCUUUGUUUGUGGGCGUUGUGUCCUGGCGCGGACGGGCUGUGAAAGCCACUUUACUUCUUUUCUACCCUUGUAUGUAUGCUUUGUCGAUGUUGAACGAAAUUUAUGAACCCUGUUACGUCA